UGGCGCCCCCCAGGGCCAAGGGGCCGAGGAGGGCUGGCUAGACGAAUGCCCCUGUCGUCACCGCUCCCCGCGCUGCACUCUCUCUGCCGACCAACUCCACCUCUACGGCCGACAUCUAAUCCGCCCAGCCGACGGAUCCUCUUCCGGCUUUGCCUUUAUCGUACUCUCCUUCUCUUGGCGCAUCGCAUCGCACAUCAUCACAUCGUAUCAACCUCCACCCCCCUUUCCAUCCUACAAGCAUUCCCAUACAGACCCCUCUUCGGGUUGAGAGCUCCAACGUUUACUAGCGCAAGGGGAAAGGGCACGUUGUGAUUUCCCCUCUCAUCCCAGCCAGGCUUCGAUUUUGAUAUUCCAGCAUCGCAUUGUAUUCGGAACUUCAGCGUCCCCGCCCCAAGAGACAGAGACGAGUAGAAGAUGGCGUCUGCUAGCGGACCAGCACCGGAAGAGGCCGUCUACUCUUUCCGGCUGCUUGAGGCUCUGCGCCAAGGUGAUGCGAAGACCCUUCGUCCUUUCCUGUCCAAGGCUCCCACGACACCGAAGGGCACACCAGUGAACGAGUUGACGAGUCCUCUACACAUCGCUGUCCGGUGUGCAGAGUAUGCUACAGUGCAGCUCUGCCUCGAAUACAAGGAUUUGGACAUCAAUGCCACCGAGGCUCACCACGGCAACACUGCCCUUCACAUUGCCUCGUCUCUCGGGCGGGCAGAUGUCACUCAGCUGCUUUUGAGCAGAGAGGGAAUCGACGAUACUAAGCGGAACAAGGACGGCAAAGAUCCGGCAGAUCUGGCCCACUCCCCUCAGAUUGCCCAAUUGUUUCAAGUCUCCCGAGCCGAGCUCAACUGCCAGUAUCUUGAAGUAUUGUCGGCCUGGGAGAGUCGAAGCCCAGGCGCUGAAGAAAAGUUGCGCGCCAUUCUUGCCUUGCCUCGGGCUCGGUCUCUAGACCUCAAUGUGCAGAGCAAGUCUGGCACCACGUUGUUGCACGAGGCUGUUGCAAGAAAGGACACUGCCAUGAUUGAAGUUGCUGUACGGAACGGAGCAGAUGUGUAUACUAGGAAUAGGAGAGGAAAGUCGGCCUUGGAUAGCUCAAAGGAUGAGAAGAUCAAGGCCCUCCUGAGGCAGUACUCCAACGCUGAUGCGGCCAUUGCAGCACAGACACCCGCCGGUCAUCCACCGACUUUCAGAGGUUACCUCGGAAAAUGGACCAAUCUAGCAGGGGGCUACAAAGUGCGGUGGUUUGUUCUGCAAGAUGGUGUUCUGUCGUAUUACCAUACCCAAGAAGAAGAGGGCAAGUCAUCUCGUGGCUCUGUCAACUUGCGCUUUGCCAAGAUCCGAGCCUCGAGCAACGACAAGCACCGUUUCGAAGUCAUCAGCGAAGCUACAGCCAAGGGCACUAGCAAGCUGUAUCUAAGGGGAUCUCACCCCGUGGAAAGAGCGCGAUGGGUCGCUGUCCUCCAGCAGACUCAAGACCACUUUGAUUUGAGUCGCACAGCAAGUAGGACUGAUGGUCCAGCAGGCUCAGUAGGUUCCAAUCCCACCGCAAGUGGUUCUGUCUCCAAUCUCAGCCUUGCGCCGUCGAGGAGUACGACUCCUGCCCUCGCGAGAAGUAGUCUGAGCACCAACACCAACAACGCCAUCCUUGGCACGCUCACAACGUCGGCGCCUCUGUCAGCUUCGCGGCCUGAAAGCAUCCAGCGGACCCCAAGUAUGACCAGCAUUCAUAGUCUCGCUAGCGAGCAAGGAGACUCCGAUGGACUGGCGGAUGCCGAGCCGCUCUUCGAUGCAGAUGGAAAGCCCCGCAUUCCUCACUCCGAGACAAUGCCCCUCAUCCAGAGCUCUCUUGGCCUCAAGAUCGAGCAGGCUCUACAACUCGCUGCAUCGAUUCCCGCAACGGCAGACGGAGGAGUCAAGGCGACCCUGCAGGAUGCCCUUGCACAGAUCGAGUCGCUCUCGUCGGAGCAGGCUAAGCUUGUCGGUGAACGGGAAGCCUACCUUCUGAGGAGGUACGAGCAAGAGAUCUCUGCCAAGCAUCUGUGGGAGGAAAAUAUGAAGACUCUUGCGCAACAGCACGCAGACAUGGAGGAUCAACUCCAAGAGGCUGCUCAGGACAAUGCCAAGAAGCGUAAAGCUCUCCGUGAGAUUCGAGACAACAUUGGUGCCUCUCCAAGCGCGGGAGUGCUCAGUCCCGUGCCACAGCGAGGCGCCCUAUCGCUGCAAGGUACGAUUGCAGAUCGACGGGACGGCGCUGAGCCUCUUGCGCUGGAUGGAGUCCCGACAAAGCCCGUAGCGAGGGGUAGCAUGUCAGGUCUGGCAUCAGGCUCUGCUGGUGGGCAGAUGACCGAGACAGAAUCAGUCGGGGACGAUGAUGAGUUCUUCGAUGCAAUUGAAAGUGGGAACUUGCCGGGUCUCAAAGUGGAGACUCCCAUGCAGGAAGAGAUGAAGGAGGCCGACUGGCCUGAAGACUUCAACCGCAAGCAGGCCAUUGACGACGCUGCUCUCGAGCCAUAUCGGCAUCUUCGUACCAAGCUGCCCAUUGGCUCUGACGACAGGCCAAGCGUCUCUCUGUGGGCAAUCUUGAAGAACAACAUCGGCAAAGACUUGACGAAGAUCUCUUUUCCGGUCGCUUUCAAUGAGCCUACCAGUAUGCUUCAGCGAAUGGCAGAGGACAUGGAGUUCUCUGAAUGCCUUGACGCUGCUGCUACGCAAGAAGACUCGACCAAGCGGAUUGCUUUUGUGGCGGCUUUUGCCAUGAGCAACUACUCGAGCACCAUCGGUCGUGUUGCGAAGCCUUUCAACCCCAUGCUAGGAGAGUCUUUCGAGUACAUGCGGCCAGACAAGCACUAUCGGUACAUCUCUGAGCAAGUCUGCCAUCAUCCUCCCGUUUCUGCAUGUCUAGCGCAGUCUCCACUGUGGGACUACCUCGGCUGCGUCGAUGCCAAGUCGAAAUUCCUCGGUCGCACCUUUGAGAUUCGCCCUACUGGUGUGGCCCACGCUCGGCUGAAAAUUUCAAAGGAUUGGCUCCCAAAGGCAGGCAAGGGCCUGCCUGAAGCCGGGCCCCUCUUCCCUGGCAAAGUCAUUGAGCAUUACACCUGGAACAAGGUGACGACGAGCGUGUCUGGCUUCAUUGUUGGAAGUCCCACGAUUGACCACGUCGGUGAUCUGACUGUCGAGAAUCACGCCACGGGCGACAAGUGCACCUUGACCUUUAAGCCUCGUGGCUGGAGGGGUGGCGCAGCGCGAGAGAUCAGUGGACAGGUGUGGAAUGGCGCUGGUAAGCUGGUGUGGGAGAUUGCUGGAAAGUGGGACAGCCAACUCGUAGCUCGCAAAGCUGGUGCAGGCAAGGGCACUCUCAACCCAGAUGAGAGUGUGCAGGGAGGCUUCAGCGCAGAGUCGAAUCCUCUGGCUGAAUACCUCUUGCUGUGGAAGAAUAGCGUCAAGCCGGCCAAUCUACCCUUCAACCUCACACCCUUUGCCAUUACUCUCAACGAUCUUCCCAAGAGCUUACCGAAGUGGCUCCCUCCCACGGACUGCCGUGUGCGACCGGAUCUGGUAAGCUUCGAAGAGGGUCGCUUCGACGAGGCCAACGGUCUAAAGCAGUCUCUAGAGGACUACCAACGCCAGACUCGAAAGAAGCGCGAGACGGGCGAAUUGCCCCCUCACGAGCCGCGCUGGUUUACAAAGACGAUCGAUGCAGACUCGGGCGAGGCCUUUUGGCAGCCCAAGGUUGCAGAUGGAGAAGGGCCUGGUGCUCAUCCGGAGUACUGGAGUGUACGACAAAAGGUGGGAGAGACGGGCGACGACUCACUAUGGGGUUGUCAACACAUCUAUGGACCUUUUGAGAGCAAGAGGAUCAAGGCAACGUGAGGGCAAGGGGAUUCAGAACUCUCAGUAAGCCACUCUCCCAGCCGUCCUCCUUUCUUGCCCGCCCCCUCGAUAGAUGUGCGCGCAUCUUCCUUUGAAUCGGUUUGAAUUCUCCUCUGCCUCUCCGUUUCAUUAUUCUCGUAUCGAUCCUCAAUCUUCUCGCGCCCAGUGUUCCAUACUCUCUCGUCUGACCCUGCAAUACCUAUUAUUUUACAUGUCCUAUAUUCUUCUUCAUGGUCAGGAAUGCAGUCAGCUUCGCCGUAGCGUAGCGUCUGGUUUGGCCUCGUCUCAUCUCAUCUCGUCCCCACUUUUUCGCACCGGAAGGGUCCCAUCGUCCAUCCAGUGGGGCUCAAGGAAAGAGCGUGAAUGGCGUCCUGUGCUGAGUUGCAGGCGCAGGUGGAGGGGACGUGCAAACGCGGCGGCCAUGUGGGCGGGCGCCUCGGCUCGAAGCGGG
Microstroma glucosiphilum is the source of this 4312-nucleotide messenger RNA. RefSeq lists its product as hypothetical. Bases 415 to 3861 code for a protein of 1148 amino acids. Lineage: Eukaryota; Fungi; Basidiomycota; Exobasidiomycetes; Microstromatales; Microstromataceae. Gene Ontology annotation, molecular function: sterol binding; protein binding. Gene Ontology annotation, cellular component: cytosol; nuclear envelope; intracellular membrane-bounded organelle. The record is from RefSeq and is a predicted model, not a curated record. The transcript is spliced from 2 exons. Gene Ontology annotation, biological process: maintenance of cell polarity; piecemeal microautophagy of the nucleus; endocytosis.